GUGAGACCUGCCAGGCCAGGACCUCGUACCUCCCCAAGGAGAUCCUGUGGGGCCACAGGUUUGAGAGGAUCGAGGAGUACGACAUUGGGCAUAGUCGCUGGCACAUCGACUUCGCUGGUUUUGAUGACGUAGUAUACUGCCAGAACAUACGUCACAGCGCCAAGGAACUGGACAGGUUCCGUGAACUCAGGAACGAGAACGCCACCCUGGGGCAGGAGAUGACAGAGGGCGCCCCCUCCCUGGCUUCCCUGCGCUAUGACCUCACGCCUACGUCAUCGCCGUACGACCAGCCAUCGCCGUCCCUGUCUAGAAAAGAACAAGAGUGUUAG
Physella acuta is the source of this 329-nucleotide messenger RNA. Its product is annotated as ATP-sensitive inward rectifier potassium channel 11-like. Gene Ontology annotation, biological process: regulation of monoatomic ion transmembrane transport; potassium ion import across plasma membrane. Gene Ontology annotation, cellular component: plasma membrane. The record is from RefSeq and is a predicted model, not a curated record. NCBI's taxonomy places the organism in Eukaryota, Metazoa, Mollusca, Gastropoda, Physidae. Gene Ontology annotation, molecular function: inward rectifier potassium channel activity.